CAUGAAACGUUAACCAACAAUAUCCGAAGCAUUUUUCUAUAGAGGUAUCGAGUAUUGCGUACCUUGCUGGCUGCGAAGAGCAUCCACAUUGUCGAGUUGGCCCAAGCUUUAGGAUUUAGGAAGGAUUCAGGUUAUCGGCGGCAAUAUCCUAGAGAUUCUUGGGAAGCGCUUCUGAGAUGUGUGUCUUGAACAAUGGGGAAGUCUCGAACGACUAACCAACAGUUCCAAUGUUUAAAUUCCUACACUCAAUCAUGUUCUUGAGACUCCUUUGCCCAUUGUAUUCUUGCGAAAAUUCUUGCAUCACACAUCGUUUCUUUAACCAUCAGAUACCAAUUGUACUCUCUGAAAUAUACGUAUCCAUCACAUCAUUCAACUACCAACUAUCAAUAUGUGUCUAGCCACAAUGUUAAUAGCACUCAAGGCCAAUCUUGAGCCAACGGUCAUUGUGAACCUUGGCAUGGGUUUAUUGGUCUUGAUAUUAGCUUUCGUCGGAGCAUGCUGCCGUCAAGUAUACACGAAGCAUGUAGCCAAGGAACCAUUACUUCUCACUGUUGAACCCAAGAGUGCCAAAUUUAUAAAAACAGAAUUAGAGACAGAAAAGCGCUUCAAUGAAUUGCAAAAGUCUCCAGGAUAUUUGGCAACACAGAGGACGAAGAACCAUCAUAUUCUUGGGUUGCAUGUUAGAUGAUGCAACUUACUGGAUGACAUUUUGCGUUUCGAAAAAAGGAAGGGAACACGAGUCUAUUUUUGAGCUUAGAAUACUCGAACACUCGAAUUGUUGUCGAAAUUGUACGUGAACUAUCACGUUUUCUGGAAGAUGGAUUUCAUAUGGCGUGUGACUGGGAGUAUAGGGCGCUUCAAGGGGUUUCUGGAAUUCUUAUACGAAUCAAGUUCGGGAUAUUUAUGCCGCCAUUUUUAAGGCAGGGUGUAAACGCAGAAGAUUGCUGGUUUGGUCGCCCAUGGCAUGCCGGUCUCAUGGGAAUUUGGGAGCUUCAGAGCUCGAAUGGAAUAUCAGUCGCUGGAACCGAUUCGUAUGUACUGUAGUGUUAUACGUGAUGUCUUUUCUUGUAGUUGCAUUACUGUUUUGCCAAUGAAUAUCAU
This is a messenger RNA of Botrytis byssoidea, 1101 nucleotides long. RefSeq lists its product as uncharacterized. The transcript is spliced from 2 exons. Lineage: Eukaryota; Fungi; Ascomycota; Leotiomycetes; Helotiales; Sclerotiniaceae. Bases 389 to 688 code for a protein of 99 amino acids. The record is from RefSeq and is a predicted model, not a curated record.